AUGGUAACUCUGGAUGAGGCCUUAAAGACAGCAAACAAUGCUGUUUUGAUGGCUAUAAAUGCCAUCUCCAUUUUGAUAUCUGAGAUGCACAUAAAAUUUCUAGAUGUACCCAAAAAUGAAGUGAAAGAACUUAAAGCUCCAGAAAUUAUAAGAAUUCUGGAAGGAUAUAAAGAAGCAAAUAUUGGAUUUGGAGCUGGUUACACCCUCAAAACUUCAAUUGUGCGGGCUAUAUAUGACUGCCCUUUCCUUAGUGUGGGUGUAAAAGACUUGAAUGGAGUUGUCAUAUGCAUCCUUGCAAGUUCAGGUGUUAUCAACAGCAAUGAUGUGCACACCAUUAUUCAAAAUUUUCGCCAAACUACAGAGUGCGAGGGGGAAAUCGUAGUAUCUGUAGUUCAUGAACCCACUUUAGAGACCAACCUUAUUGUGACAACCCUUAUUACUGUAGGUUUUUCUGGACGGGAGACUUCUCAUAAAAAUAGCAUAUUCUCUAGACUGGCAGAACACUUUCCAUUUAUUUUCAAUCUCUUGGGGAAGCACCAUCCACAGUCUCACAACACUAAAGAAAACUAUUCACCUGAGCGUUCAUGUCUUUCUGAGAUGAUAAAUAGACUAGAGUCCACUGAAUUGCCUAAUAUAGUCCCCGUGGACGGCACAGCUGAAGGUUUUGGUAUUUACUCUGCCGAACUCCAGAUGUUAUUGAGCAACAGUGGUGACGAAAUAUAUCCUUUUAGAGGACAUGAUUGUAGUUCUGAACAAAGCGAAGCUGAAUUCUUAGAGGCCAGUGCAGAUUCUUCCAUGGCUUAUGACCGAAACACUGGAGGAGCACCCACUUUUCAAAGGGAGAUGCUUCUUAGACAUGAUAUGGGUCCCGGAAAUCAUUUUGCACAGGAGUGGGCCACCAAGGGGGCCACUGAUUCUGGAGCAACUCGAGUGCUGGACAGUCCGAUGCUUUACAGACUUCCCAUCGGUGUGAAACCUUCAGAGUUGAAAGAUGGUCCCAACGUCUCAAACACUAGUGAUCAUCCAGAGAAAACAAUAAUAAAUGAUAUAAAGGCACAGCCUCAGGUUACUCCAAGUAUGCCUUUGGAUCCACCGACUGAUGCAGGUUUUGAAGCCGUAAUGGACAUCUUUAAUAACACAUCUGUGUUACUGAAGGGAGAUAACACUAAUGUUUCCAAGAAGCAAGGAGUGCUUUCUGUUCGUGCUGCAUCUAUGCUGGUAAAGGUGUUUCCUUCUUAUGCUUUCUAUGCUAAUUGCUCCAGCUAG
Messenger RNA from Ilex paraguariensis (yerba mate), 1266 nucleotides. The record is from the annotation of a GenBank genome assembly. NCBI's taxonomy places the organism in Eukaryota, Viridiplantae, Streptophyta, Magnoliopsida, Aquifoliales, Aquifoliaceae.